CGCAACAGGUCUCUGUCAGUGUCAAACGCAGAAGAGCGCAAGGAUUUCUGUCCCUAUAGUAGCCUAUAUUCGUCUCUACAGGUUUACAGAUUUAAAUAUAAAACAAGACGCAUCUUAAAGAAGACAACUGUGUCGUUUUAUCGUGAUGAGGAGUUAAGGAACUUCUGAAUUUUGGUUUCAUGCCGGGACGGUCCAGUAACGGACGAUGGCAAAGACAUAUCAUGUGCUUUCUCUCAUCGAUAUCCUCUUUACCAUCAACUUGGUUAUAGCGAUAGAGCUCAGGUUUGUGCCUGAUCCUCCAACCUUAAACAUCACUGAGAAGACUCUCAAAAUCAAUGCUUCAGAUACACUGGAGGUCACGUGCAGGGGGCGUCAGAUCCUGGAAUGGUCUACACCUCACAACCGAACCCGUUCUGAAACCCGGCUCAUUAAAACAGACUGUAGUGGCAAUGGACUGUUCUGUAGCACUUUAACGCUCUCCAAAGCAGUAGCCAAUGAGACUGGAGAGUAUCGCUGCUUCUAUAAAAACCUGCCUAUAGAGGAUGGAAAGACUUCUAUUUCUGUGUAUGUUUUCAUACAAGAUUAUCGUACACCAUUUGUCCGAAUGGCUCAAGAUUAUGAUGUGGUGUUCAUUCGGGAGGGAGAACAGGUGGUCAUUCCCUGUCUGGUAUCUGUGGAGAACCUAAACGUCACACUUUACACUAAGUAUCCAGUAAAAGAACUGGCCACUGAUGGGAAAGACGUCAUCUGGGAUAGCAAGAGGGGCUUCGUCCUGCCUAGUCAUGUGAUCAGCUAUGCUGGGGUGGUCUACUGCCAAACCACUAUUCAAAAUGAGACCUAUCAGUCCCCAUCUUACAUUGUGGCUGUCGUAGGAUACAAGAUCCAUGACCUCACCCUGAGUCCAGCUCAUGAGAGGCUAACGGUAGGGGAGAGGCUAAUGCUAAACUGCACCGCUCACACCGAACUCAAUGUGGGAAUUGACUUUCAGUGGAUUUUUCCUCAUGAGAAGAGAGGUGUCAACAGCUCAAUACCAAGGUCACGCUAUGAGUCCAGGUCAUACAAGAAGAAGCUGUGGAACUCCUUAGAACUGUCCAAUACUCUCAUUGUAAAGAACGUGACCGUAAAUGACACAGGAGAGUACAUCUGCAUAGCCUCUAGUGGUCAGAUGCAGAAAAUUGCCCGAGCAGCCCUCAUCGUCUAUGAGAAACCAUUUAUAGCGCUCAAUGAUCAGAUGUUGCAGACUGUGGAGGCAACUGCUGGCCAGGAAGAGGCUAAAAUCUUGGUUAAAUAUUAUGCUUAUCCAGAGCCCUCUGUCAAGUGGUAUAAGAAUGAUCAGCUGAUAGUGUGGAAAGAUGAGUGCAGGGUGAAGCCCAACAGAGGAUCUCUCACAAUAUAUGGUGUUACAGAGAAGGAUGCUGGGAAUUACACUGUUGUCAUGACAAAUAAGAUUACCAAGGAGGAGCAGAGAAGAACAUUUCAACUAUUGGUUAAUGUUCACCCUAAGAUCUUUGAGAAGGAAGUGCCGUUGGAUCGAGAUGUUCAUAUGUAUGGCAGUAGCCCUACACUCAGAUGCACAGCUAGCGGAGGAUCCAGCCCUGUCACAAUACAGUGGCAGUGGAUGCCGAGAGAGGACUGCCCAGUCCAAAUUCUACCUAAGUCAGACGAAAGUGUGGUGAAUUGUGACAAGUGGAGGGAGAUAUCAAACAACACAGGGAAGAAUCCCAUCAUCAGCCCCACAUCUGUCAUUGGACGCUCUCUUAAGACCAUCAGCACACUGAAGAUUCAGAAAGCAGUUGAUCAUGCUCUCUACAGGUGCAUAGCCUCCAAUAAGAUGGGAGUAGAAGAGCGAGUCAUUGUGUUUCAAGUAGCUCGUUUCCUCAACCUAAGCAUCCUCCCCUCCAGCAGCCCUAUUGAGGGAGAGGAUGUGAUAAUGCGCUGUGUAGCCGAUCGAUUGUUGUACUCUAACAUGCAAUGGUAUCGGGUAACGAGCACAGCCAACCCCGAUGCCUCUCCUGCAGCCGUGCCCUGUGAUACCCUUAGCCUUUCACCUCUCCACCAGACCAAUGUCACCAUAUCAGGCCUGCAGGGCACCAAUGCAACGCUGGACCUAACCAUACCCAAUGCCACAUUGAUGGACCAAGGCUUGUAUGCUUGCCAAGUAGAGAACGUGGGCACCAGUGAGAGAACCUGUUUACUUCACAACCUCAGACUCAGAGCUCUUGAGAUGUCAAGAAUUGUGACCAAUCUGACUGCCCAGAGAGUAAAUGUGAGCGACUCUACAUCUCUCGUGUGUGAAGUGUCCGGCACCCCAACACCUACUGUAGUCUGGACUAAAGACAACCAGACUGUCACGGAGGGAUCAGGUGUGAUUCUGAAACAGUCAAAUCGUGUCUUAACCAUCCAACGGGUGAAAAAAGAGGACAGUGGUCUUUACGUGUGUACGGCCUGUAACCAGCAGGGCUGUGACUCUCACGAGGCUCGUAUCACUGUAGAUGGUGCAGAAGAAAAGAUGAAUGUGGAAUUGAUCAUGCCUAUUGGUGCUGUGGUCAUCGCUAUGUUCCUCUGGCUCCUCAUCGUCUUCGUUAUCCGUAACAGGAAGCGGCCUAAUGAUGGAGAUCUGAAAACUGGCUACCUGUCAAUCAUUCUAGACUCAGAUGAUAUGCCGAUGGAUGAGCACUGCGAGAGACUGACCUAUGAUGCUAACAAGUGGGAAUUCCCACGUGAUAGACUGAAGCUAGGUGAGACUUGGCUAAAUGUGAGAAAUAAAACAACAACAACAACAAUAAAAAUAAUAAAAAGCUUAAAUACCCAGGAACAAUCUGGAAUGGCUUUCCAGUACUUUUGA
This is a messenger RNA of Carassius gibelio (silver crucian carp), 2845 nucleotides long. RefSeq names its product vascular endothelial growth factor receptor 2-like. The record is from RefSeq and is a predicted model, not a curated record. The coding region runs from base 206 to 2845 and encodes 879 amino acids. Lineage: Eukaryota; Metazoa; Chordata; Actinopteri; Cypriniformes; Cyprinidae. The transcript has 17 exons.